Eucalyptus grandis is the source of this 995-nucleotide messenger RNA. RefSeq names its product proteasome subunit beta type-4. The transcript is spliced from 7 exons. The record is from RefSeq and is a predicted model, not a curated record. Lineage: Eukaryota; Viridiplantae; Streptophyta; Magnoliopsida; Myrtales; Myrtaceae. The coding region runs from base 1 to 747 and encodes 248 amino acids. Gene Ontology annotation, cellular component: proteasome core complex; nucleus; proteasome core complex, beta-subunit complex.
AUGUCAGAGAUUGCUGGUCUUUCUCGCUGGGCUCUGAAAGAACUAUGUGAGCAACCUUCUUUCUUGAAUCCUUAUGUGACCGGCACGUCUGUGCUGGCGGUUAAGUACAGCGAUGGGAUUUUGAUGGCUGCUGACAUGGGAGGUUCUUAUGGAUCCACCUUGAGAUACAAAACUAUUGAGCGAAUAAAGCCUAUUGGAAAACAUUCUCUCUUGGGUGCGAGUGGAGAGAUAAGUGAUUUUCAGGAGAUAUUGCGUUACCUUGAUGAACUCAUUCUUUACGACAAUAUGUGGGAUGAUGGAAAUUCCUUGGGGCCCAAAGAGCUGCAUAAUUAUCUGACUCGGGUUAUGUAUAAUAGGCGGAACAAGUUCAACCCAUUGUGGAACUCACUAGUUCUAGGUGGAGUUAAGAAUGGACAAAAAUAUCUUGGCAUGGUUAGCAUGUUAGGCGUGAGUUUUGAAGAAAACCAUGUGGCUACUGGGUUUGGCAAUCACCUUGCACGGCCAAUUCUUCGAGACGAGUGGAAUGAGAACUUGAUUUUUGAAGAUGCUGUUAAGCCAUUGGAGAAGUGCAUGCGCGUGCUUCUGUAUCGUGACAGAUCUCCAGUCAAUAAGCUUCAGAUUGUAAAAAUCACAGAAGAAGGAGCAACAAGUUUUCCACCCUACUCGUUGAAAACCUUCUGGGGCUUUGAAUCAUAUGAAAACCCCACUGUUGGUGAAGAAGGGCAUCAUUUGAAGAUGACCAACUAGAAUAAAGUUGGAUGACCUCGAUCUCGAUCCCUGCGCUUUGCAGGAUAGCCCGUGUCAUAAGUGCCGUUGUAUUUCCUUGUCGUGUUUCCUCUUCACCUAUGUACUUUAGCAAUCUCUGGCUAUGCCCCCAUCCUCUUGAAUGUGCCCCCAUUCAACUACCGAAUGGGCGCGGAGGGGAUAUCACUCGACAUUGCUGGGAUUGCUUUUCUGUCAACUUUAUAGCAUGGAGCUGUGACUAAUAUUUGGAA